AUGGAUAUAGAUUCUCUCAAUGAUGGCCCACGGGCUCCCAACCAUAUCCCACGAACACACGACUGGGACUGGGCAACUUUGCGCCAACAUCCCCUACGAGAUUUUGAAACUGUGAGGACUUCUCUUGAAUUGACUAUGAGUCAUUUUAAGGACUUUCAGGAUAUCUUGUACGGCAAGAAAUGUUUCGUGCUCCAAAACCCCGAAAACGAGAACAUGACUUGGGGCAGCGUGGCAAACGAUUUCAUAAGCCAAAAACUUCAGCGAAAAGGCCCUCGUAUGAUGGGGCAAAACGAAGACUUCCAAGACUCUGCCUGUCUUGAUUGGAUAAAAACAGUCCAGGGCCUGAAAGCCGGCUUGUUCAAGUCCUAUGAAAGUAAUGAGGGAGGCAUUGUAUACCGAGGCGAUUUGAAAGGCCGCCAGGUUGAGAUCACAGUGACGGAAAUGGCACUCUUGAAUACCUUUUCUAUGGAGAAUUCCAAUGUCCCCUCCAUCAGAGACCAGCGGAUGGAGCUGGAGAUCAGGCGAACAUUCUUAGAGUCAUCUCACGAAUUGGCUCGCCAAGUUAAAGACAGCUACACCAUGAUUCUUGACUUCAACACGACCAUGGAACAAAGCUGCAAGGACCUUGAACUUGACAUACAAGUGGGAACCGAAAUACCCAAAGACAACCCAUCGUCGAAUCCACAUCUGGAAAGGCAUCAUGAAGGCUUGGCGCCUAACGGCGAGAUAAUUGAUCUGACACAAGAAGGCUGCCAGUCCCUGAUAAAUGAGACACAGCUCAUCCAACUCAACGAUGUCAUUGCCACAACCCUUGCGCAAACAAGUGCAGAGAGUCUUCAGCCCUCAGAAGCAGAUAUGGAACAUAGCCUUCCAUCAACCGCGUCUCAUUCCGUGACUAAAGAUGAAAUCCCCACAAUUUCACGUCCGCCUAGUGAAGUUGAACCUAAAUCCUUCUACCCCGAGGUCGCAGAGGUCAUCCACACCAACUUCAACGAGAGACAAACCAAUAAAGAGGAAUGA
This is a messenger RNA of Penicillium pulvis, 1020 nucleotides long. RefSeq lists its product as uncharacterized. The transcript has 3 exons. Lineage: Eukaryota; Fungi; Ascomycota; Eurotiomycetes; Eurotiales; Aspergillaceae. The record is from RefSeq and is a predicted model, not a curated record. The coding region runs from base 1 to 1020 and encodes 339 amino acids.